AUGGCCCAUUCCAUGACUGGUGCAGCACAGAAGGUCAAUGGCCACCAAGAAACACACAUACCAACAUUUAGAUCACUAGCUAUUCCCGAAAGUGAAGAUGAUGCAGAAGUCCGAAAGAAAUACCGCCCUUUCAUCCUGAAUGCGCAGCAACAGGCAGAAGAUUGGGCCAAUGGUCUGGAACUCGACACUGUCUUGGAUAUGGCUGAAAAGGAUUUAAGAUUGACCCAGAAACGACUAAAGGUGUUGGUUCUGUAUGGAUCACUGCGAAAAAGAUCAUAUUCAAAGCUUGUCGCCCUUGAAGCCAGUCGCAUUCUCUUCCGAUUGGGCUGUGAUGUCCGUGUCUUUAAUCCAGAGGGUCUACCAGUUAAAAGCGACGUGGACCAUGCCCAUCCAAAGGUGAGGGAACUGCGGGAAUUGAGCACGUGGAGUGAUGGCCAUCUCUGGGUGACUCCGGAACAACACGGAAAUUUGACUGCGGUCUUCAAAAACCAGAUUGACUGGAUUCCUCUCUCAACUGGAAGCAUUCGACCUACCCAAGGCCGGACACUGUCUAUCGCCCAAGUAUGCGGAGGAUCCCAGUCCUUUAAUGCAGUCAACUCUCUCAGGCUUCUCGGCAGGUGGAUGCGCAUGUUUGUGAUCCCAAACCAGAGUUCCAUCCCAAAGGCAUACACCCACUUCCCUGAUGCAGGUCAACCUUGUGAUUAUCACCUUAUGCCGAGCGGGAACCGUGACCGCUUGGUGGACUGUAUGGAGGAGUUUGUCAAGUACACGAUCCUAAUGAGGCCGCAUAUUGCUCUGUUUGCGGAUCGGUAUAGUGAGCGAGAGGGCAGGAAGAUCAAGGAAACGAAAAGCGCAGCGUAG
Aspergillus fumigatus Af293 is the source of this 861-nucleotide messenger RNA. Its product is annotated as putative arsenic resistance protein ArsH. Lineage: Eukaryota; Fungi; Ascomycota; Eurotiomycetes; Eurotiales; Aspergillaceae. Gene Ontology annotation, molecular function: oxidoreductase activity. The transcript has 3 exons. The record is from RefSeq and is a predicted model, not a curated record. Bases 1 to 861 code for a protein of 286 amino acids.